GCUGUCGAAGGUGGGCUCCAGCCUGGGGACAGCGGCAGGCGGGCGCUGCAGCAGCACGAGGGGCCACCGAGGACAGCGUGCAGGUGAGCGGCGAGCGGAGACGGGCCGACGGCACCAGGGGGCUGCGGGCUCGCGGCGUGUCUCGGGCCCGCGCCCUGAGCAUCGGUCCCGGCGCCACGCCAAGCAGAGGCAGGGGCUUGGACUCUUGGCGCCUCGCCUUGCGCAGGAGCAGAGAUGGGGCCGAGAGGCGCAGCCGCGGUGGCCGUGGGGCUGUGGGUCUUGGUGACGGCGGGCGAGGCGGCGGACCCUGGCGUGACGACACCCCGGCGCUGCCUGCUGUCACACUACCGCUCGCUGGAGCCCAGGGCGGUGGCGGCGGUCAAGGCGCUGAGGGACCGCUACGAGGAGGAGACCCUGAGCUGGAGGCCGCGCAACUGCUCCUUUCGCCCAAGGAGGGACCCUCCGCGUCCCUGGUCGUGCUCGCGGCUUCGCCUGGUGGCCCGGGGCCUCGAGGACGCCCAGGCCGUGCUGAGCGGCUUGCGGAGCCCAGAGCGGAUCCCCGGCACCGGCCCGAUCCUGGAGCUGCUGGCGGCCGCGCGGCGGGACGUGGGGGCCUGCCUCGAGCUGGUCCGGCCAGGCUCCUGGAAGAAGUCCCUCAGGCCACCGAGGACGCGUCCCCAAACACGCAGAGCUGACUCGCCUGGGUGCCACGAAGCCAGCGUCAUCUUCAACCUCCUGCGCCUGCUCACGUGGGACCUGAGGCUGGUGGCAGACUCGGGGCCUUGUCUGUGA
Messenger RNA from Felis catus (domestic cat), 792 nucleotides. Its product is annotated as interferon lambda-4-like. Gene Ontology annotation, biological process: innate immune response; defense response to virus; positive regulation of immune response. Bases 235 to 792 code for a protein of 185 amino acids. The record is from RefSeq and is a predicted model, not a curated record. The transcript has 5 exons. NCBI's taxonomy places the organism in Eukaryota, Metazoa, Chordata, Mammalia, Carnivora, Felidae. Gene Ontology annotation, molecular function: cytokine activity.